This is a messenger RNA of Closterium sp. Yama58-4, 660 nucleotides long. The record is from the annotation of a GenBank genome assembly. Lineage: Eukaryota; Viridiplantae; Streptophyta; Zygnematophyceae; Desmidiales; Closteriaceae.
AUGAAUCCCCCUUGCGCAUUCAUGGCUGCGAAUCUCGUCCGCCGGGCCAUCGCACUGCUCGUCGUGUCUCUCCUUUGCCUCUCCUUCGCGCCGGCCGCGGACGCCGUGCACCGGCCGUACUGCCGCUUCGACGGGAAGCUGGUGGUGAGCAACCUGGUGAGGGAGCUCAAGGCGGCCAAGAAAUACUCCACGUUCCUCGACGGGCUCAGGAAAACAGGGCUGGACAAGGAUCUGCCCGACCUGUUCCACUGCUACGAGGCGACCGUCUUCGCGCCCACCGACGCUGCAUUCGCGGAUCUCUCGAGCAGCGUCAAAUCCAAGCUUAGCGAUAAGAAGGUGCUUCGCGAGGUGCUGCUGCUGCACAUCGUCAAGGGCAAGAAAUCCAACGCCAAGCUGGUCGAACAGAAGAAGGGCCACCAGUACGAAGCUGCAGCAGACUACUGCAAGGCGCGUCUGGUGAAGGUGUCAUCUGCGGGGACCAAGAAGGUCAAGGUGAAGGCUGAGGGCAGUAAGGACGAAGCUGCCGUGGUGGCUGCUGACGUGGUGUCGCUGAGGGUGGUGGUGGCACAUGGUGUGGAUGACGUCAUCCUGCCCAAGACCCUCUGCAAGGGCGACAGCAGCAGCCUCAAGCCUAAGAAGUGCAUUGCCUGGUACAACUGA